AUGGUUUUACCAACGAAAAACAUCACCAUUGUGUUGCUGCUGUGUUUCUCUGUCUUCCAACUCUUCAACAAUAACCACGUUUAUGGCUCGCCCCUUGAAAAUAGAAGAAGGAAUGUGAGGAGCCCUCAACCACUACCGUACGGGUGCAUCCCCUUCAAACAUCGCCUCUCCUGUCUGAUGGGCAAUGGCAGAAGAAAUUUUGAGAAGAAAGAAAAUGAUCUAAAAACAGAAACCAGAAUACUCCACCCAUCCAAAGCUGAACAUAGAGACAGAAAAAUGAAAACCUCACAGCCAGCAGAUUACAAAAAGAGUGCUGAACACUCCGAUAAAUUCAUUUACGAUACUUGGUCGUACUAA
Helobdella robusta is the source of this 357-nucleotide messenger RNA. RefSeq lists its product as hypothetical. The record is from RefSeq and is a predicted model, not a curated record. The coding region runs from base 1 to 357 and encodes 118 amino acids. NCBI's taxonomy places the organism in Eukaryota, Metazoa, Annelida, Clitellata, Rhynchobdellida, Glossiphoniidae. The transcript has 3 exons.